AUGUUCUCAUCGAAGAAAGCGAGCGUUGUCCGUCGACCAAAAGCCUGUUUUACCUAUUGGAAAACCGAUUCGAACCUUGGAAUAUCGUAUCUGACGUUUAGAAAGCUGGAAGACGGGCCAUUUAAAUGUUUUGUUCAUUACUACACUAACGCCUUUGAGGUCGACGAUGCUAAAAUUGUAUUUUGGUACUAUACCGACCGAGUCGUAAGAAUUAUGGUAAGGUUUCGAACUUAUAUUGUACUUGGUGUUUAGGGACGUAGGAGCUGAAUUUUGCGCUGGAAAGACGUUUGUGGCUGGUAAAAUUAAUGGUUAAACCUGUGGUCGGCUUUUUUCAAUAGUCUAGUGAGUUUUCGUUUGAAAUUUCAUUGAUUUUGUUCAAAAUUACCUUAUUUUAGAUGUUUGCUUGAAUUAUGCUGAAAAAUGCGUUGAAAAUAACGUUUGUUUCGAUUUUUUUUGCACUUGCGUGGGUUUAAUAUGCGUUUAUCUUACAUAAGAAAAGGUUAUGUGGCAAAUUGUGACUCAUCUAGAAGAUGAGUUAUAUUAUUAAUGCAAAAAUUUCCGUAGAGGCGUAAAAAUUUUUAAAUUAAAAGGUUUCUUCUUUUCAGCGAGCUGUGCCAAGGUCCUGUAAUCUGAUUCUAAAUCGUGCUACCUCAGUCGAAGUUAGAAAUGAGUCAAAUCAGUCCAAUAUCUACAUAGAGACGACCGAAGUUUCCGGGGAGUUCCGUUUACUCGCAUUUCCAGCCCAUCCAAUGGACAUCCUAUUCUUGAGUCAAAAAAUUACGUCAUUAGAGCUUGCUCAGAAUUUCAAACAUUUUUCAGCCGGAAAUUUCGCUCGGGGUAUGUUUUUUGCCCGGAAUAAUAAAGGGACUUAUAAAAAACUCUCAUGUUAUAUUGUUUUAAAUCUUGCAGAUCUUAGUUUGGUAGAUGAGAAGAUCUGUUAUGCAAUGGAUAAAACGUUGUCUGGGGCCAAUCUCCAAACCAUUAACUGUCAUAUUAAUACAUUUCAAGUAAAUAUGAAAGUAAUCCUCGAGACGAAAGUGAAAAAGCUGCAUUUUGUGGUAGAUCGCCUCAACAUCAAAGGGUUUCACUUUCUAAAGUAAGUAUUUCAUUUUUGUUUGAGUUUUUAGGAUGAAGACAUAAUACGCCUAGUGUAAUAUGAGAAAUGUCAAGUUGGACUCAGCACUCUAAAUUUUUGUUUUACAGCGUAAAUACGACUGUUGAGGAGCUUGGAUUCGACUUGUCAGUGGAAUUGUUUAACAAGAACCACUGGUUUUUCCAAUCUUUCAUCAAGUCUUUCCCAAGUGUAACGUCUAUCAAUCUUCACCUCGAAAUGGAAGAAAACUUUGGCCAUAAUAAGGUGUCCAAAUGGGAAUCGGUGAUGAAAUUUCCGGAACGUUAUCCAGACAUUGCGUUUUUCUUUGAAACCGGGAAUAUCGAGAUUUUACAAUGUUGCGAUGACUUGGAAAAGCUCGAUGUGGGUAAGUUAGUAGGCCGCAUUUUGGGAAAGAACUGACUAAUAUUGCCGCAAGAGUCUCUGUAGACCGGCUGAUAAUGGAUCUAUUUCCAGAGGACCCGAAUUACGAUUAUUAUCGCCAUGAGAACAUCAACAUUACCUUUAAAAGGGGGAAUCUGGCACUCCCAUUCAUGCAGGGCGCUCCACUCGAAUAA
Molecule: messenger RNA, 1668 nt
Organism: Bursaphelenchus xylophilus (pine wood nematode)
Lineage: Eukaryota; Metazoa; Nematoda; Chromadorea; Rhabditida; Aphelenchoididae
Source: the annotation of a GenBank genome assembly